Penicillium brasilianum is the source of this 1942-nucleotide messenger RNA. NCBI's taxonomy places the organism in Eukaryota, Fungi, Ascomycota, Eurotiomycetes, Eurotiales, Aspergillaceae. The record is from the annotation of a GenBank genome assembly.
UGAUAAAUCACGCUACGGCGGGGAGUGGAAUGAUAAAGUCAAAGAUAGAGCAGUCGACCGCUCCUCCCUUAGGACCUUUGUUGCAUCUCGUCAGGGACCAUGGCAGACUCUAUCUACACCAAUUACCCCCCUGUUCUUUCUCCUGCACAGCAAGAGUACUUGGUCACCACGACUAAAGACUGGGCAAUUCAAAAUGGUCUCGCAGUCCGGCCAGCUCCAAAUGCCCUUCCUGAAGGCGCAGAUUUGAAUCGAGUGUUAGCAACAAACGCCCCAGUCACUCUCUUCCCCAGUCCUUUCCCAAAAGCUUGCUUUGAGGAAGCUCAAGCGCUGCAGACCGUCUAUAAUGAACUAUAUGCGGCAAUCACCUGCAACGAGGAUUUUCUGGGGAAGGUCAUGGAAGAGCUAAUUGAUGUCGAUGACUUUGUCUCAAACCUCUGGAAAACUCAUUUGGCGGUCAAGAAAGAAGGAUACGUCCAGAAUUUGUCACUGGGGCUUUACCGGUCCGACUACAUGGCUGAUGUCACACCCAACCGUGCUCCAUCAUUGAAGCAAGUCGAGUUCAACACCAUCUCCUCGUCAUUCGGAGGACUAUCUGCCCUUGUGAGAUCACUACAUACGGAACUUCUUACCUCACCCCCGGGUACUCCUAUCAGCUAUCCGCCGCACCCUCUCCUGCAAUCCGGCGUGCCACCCGAAAACACUUCCGUUGAGACUCUGGCUGGGGGUUUGGCUACGGCACACAAGGCUUACGGUUCUUCGAAGUCGACUCCUGAACUCCCGCUGUGUGUUAUCUUCGUAGUCCAGGACGGAGAGCGAAAUGUCUUCGACCAGCAUGCCCUCUCCAAGCGGCUCACGGGAUUCCAUAAGGUCCCCGUCUUCCGUGUUCCUAGCAGCAAAAUCUUUGACCAAACCUCAGUGUCCGACUCCAACCCUUCUAGACCAUUGAUCUACCACCCUCCUCAUUCUCCAUCAUCUGCCUUCGAAGUGACCACCGUGUAUCUACGUGCUUACUAUUCACCUGAUGAAUAUACAUCUACUCGGGAUUGGGAUGCUCGGGUGCAUCUGGAACGCUCUGCUGCGAUCAAGUGUCCCACCGUGCUGAACCAACUAGCUGGUUGCAAGAAGGUUCAACAGGUCCUCGCGGAGCCGACGGGACCUGAUCAUCUCUCAAGCUUCCUCCAAGGCACUGACCCUGCAGUGAUUGCAAGAUUGCGUGAGACAUUUGCCCCUCAAUAUGAUCUGUCGGCCAAUGGACAGGGUCGGGAUCUGGCUCUCAACCCCGAGACGGCCCUGAAGCAUGUCCUCAAGCCACAGCGUGAAGGCGGCGGCAACAACAUCUACAAAUCUGAGAUUCCGGGCUUCCUUCAAUCCAUUCCGGAGAGUGAUUGGAAGGGAUGGGUUCUGAUGGAGCUCAUUAAUCCCGCACCCGAUGCCGAAAACAUUGCUCUGCGAAACGACGGAGAAGUUCUUCGUGGCAAUGUGAUUUCCGAGCUUGGUGUCUAUGGAACUAUCCUAUGGGAUAAUACGGGCAAGGUCCUUCAUAAUGAUCAAGGUGGCUGGUUGCUGAGAACCAAAGGAAAGGAAGUGAACGAGGGUGGUGUGGCUGCUGGGUUCUCCAGCUUGGAUAGUGUGCUCCUCUUCUAGUGUGUAGACUUCAUAGAGCAAUAGAGUCCCUGGAAUCUUGAAUUUAUCUUGUGAUCGGUACUGGUGGCAUUGACAUUGCAGAUUGUCAUUUGGGGAUCUUGUGCUACGCUAAUUUAGAGUUUUGUGUUCAGAGAUCGCAGGGGCUUGAAGGGCGUGGACGCUCCCGUCCGGCGUAUUUUAGGUGGGUCUAGCCUUGUGGUCCGUAGGUUUUCUAAUGAAUUCUCCUAUGAAGAUCUUUUUCGAGGGUUCUCCUGUUGAGUUGUCUCUAGGGGCCGUCUCUCUCGGAUGCUAUUCGUCG